Messenger RNA from Didymodactylos carnosus, 1743 nucleotides. Lineage: Eukaryota; Metazoa; Rotifera; Eurotatoria; Philodinida; Philodinidae. The record is from the annotation of a GenBank genome assembly.
UGGGUGUCGUCUUUGAGCCAUGCAUACUGCAAAAAAUUUUGUGAAUAGACGUUUGGCUUUAAAAAUAUUUCAAGACCAUUCCCUAAUUCAGUUUUUAGAUGCUGAAUCCAAAAAUCUUUCAGUAAUUUGCGUUUUCAACCGGAAAAAAGUGUCAGAAAAAAAUCGAGACACAUAUAUUCGUGAUCGCCUCGAAAUUCUCUAUUGAACGGUGCUAUUAUGGUCGAAAAUAAUUUUCAUUCGAACUUUGAAUUACGUCCAUCUUAACUAUAGAAUUUUUUAUUUUAUUCAAGUUUUUUCAGAUCAAAUUUUUGGUCUACAAAUAAUAAAUAGCAACACAACAAUAUAUCACAAUAAACAAUUUUGGUAUUUAAAACUUUUCAUCGCAAAAUAAAGAUAACAAAAUUAUAAAAUACAUCAAUAAAAGAAAGAAAAGUGAACGUUCAAAGCUCAUUAAUAGCCAGUCCACUUUUCACCUGGUGUCACAUAGAUUAUUGUUUCACCAUAUCGACAUUGUACAAUACCCUGAUAACCGGUUCGUGGAACAUUACUCUAAAAUAUAAAAAAAAUAAUUAGAUAAAAUGUUAUAAAUAUUGUUUUAAUUCGCGAGUCGUUUUUAUAUACCUCACUUUUAUUUCUGUUUUCGAAACAUACUUUCGCAAAAAAAUUAUAAAUGAACCAAAAUAAACUCAAUUUGAUACAGUAGAUGAUAGACAAAACUUAUUUCUCUUUCGAAAACUGAAUUGGCGCGCUUGCAAUAUGCAAACAAUUUGCAAGAUUUUGUAGCCUUCGUAGUGUUGUUUCAUUUUUUCUUGUUGGUUUUUUCUACUUCUGACAUUUUGUGUUUUUAGUCUAAAAAAACGUGUCUGUGAUUUUGAUCGUUUAAUGUAUAACAAUAACAACAUACUAAAAAUCCAUCGUUCAAAUAGCGAAUUAGAUCUAAAAACAAGCUUUAGUGAGCAAACGGUAAUAGCGGAUGAGAAUCAGACAUCAAACAAAAAUCAAUCAUUGACAUAUAUUUCAUGGAGUGAAGCACAACAUUUUUGUUAUACUAACGAAUACAAUAACAAUACAACGGAUAAACAAGUUAUUGAUCAAUACGGUAACGAAUUUGAGCACGCUAUUAAUGAUGCUGUAGAAUUUUUUGAAAAAAUUCUUUCCAAUUGUUCAUUAUCCGAGACAUCGGUAAUCAGUGAUCAUGAACAACAGUCACAACGCGCAAAUAAACAAUCGACAUUAGCAAAUAAUGAUUUAGAUCUUACUAUGGAUAAUAAUAGUGAUUUUAAUAGAAAAUUAGAACAGAAAAAAUAUGAAUAUGAACACUUACAAAGAACGUUCAGGAAACGUCCAUUACAAAAACUUCAACAGCAAAAAGAAGUAGUACCAGAUAAUGAUGAAAUAAACUAUGCACGACCAAUGCGUACAAAUACAACGGCGACAAGAAAUCUUGCCAAAAAACGAGUUGAAUGUCGAAAAUGGUGCGAUGAACAAUAUGGUAGUUAUAGUGAGUCAUAUUCAACGUAUGAUACACGAGCAACAGAAAAUUUACGACACUCGAAUACAGAUAAUAUUGAACGAUAUGAUAAUGAUUACGAUGAAGGUGUUUCUGAUACGAAUCGAAAGAACAGAAAUAACCGAGAUGAUGGUUACACAUUUUUGUGUCGUCGAGCUGACAUACAAAAACCAAAUGGUACCGUGUUUAUUUGUGUUAGAAAAAAAAGAAGUUUUAUAUUCAAUCAGAAAUAA